GAUACACGAGUAUUUAGACGAAAAACAGGUCUUCUAGUACAUACAAGUAUAUACAUGAACCAAAAAUAAGUAGACGGAGUUUAAGGAGACGAUUUUCAUGUAGUUAUAUUAACUAUUAAUAAUUAAAGGGUGUGUCCGCGUAGCAGUCAAAAUGGCAGUUAGUUUCUUUAACCACGGAUCUUUGAUGGUCUUUUUAGUCCUUCUAGCAAUAGCAGAUGAUGAAAAAAGCAAUAGAAAAGGUGAUGAAGACAUUAGACUUUCAAUGAUUCAACAUUUAAGUACAGGAUACAUGAAAAAUCAAGUGGUCAGUAGCAGUUCACCAUUAAUCAGUAGUACUUCUGUUACUAGUUUUAAUAUUAUGCCUACAGCUUCUAUCUCUUCAGAUCUAUACAUCUCCUCAACUCACUUUAUGUCACCCACUCCAUCAAAUAAAUCUAGUAGUAGAUCUAGUUUAUUGAUCAGUGGAACUCUCAUUAGCAACAGCAACAUCAACUUCCUUAUUCCUUCAGCUCCACUUUCUUCUCAUAUAUCAUCAGAUAUUUUAUGUUCUACAGUGAGUAAUUGCUGCAGGUUAGUAAUAAGUAUAGAUUUUGCAUAAUAAAAGCAAUCAAUACUUAAUGUUUUUAAGCCCAACAUACACUACAGGCAGCAUAUUGCCUGCCUUUGACCUUUCUUGUUGAAAGGAAUAGAAACAUUUUCUAUUCAAGACAAGAUCCUGCUUAACAUGAUUAAAAGCUGGACAAAUGCUGAAAGCAAUUUAAUGCCAUGUUUCGGUUUUUAUGUUAA
Messenger RNA from Amphimedon queenslandica, 786 nucleotides. RefSeq lists its product as uncharacterized. The transcript is spliced from 4 exons. The record is from RefSeq and is a predicted model, not a curated record. Lineage: Eukaryota; Metazoa; Porifera; Demospongiae; Haplosclerida; Niphatidae. Bases 152 to 598 code for a protein of 148 amino acids.